GACGAGAUUAGAGAGGAGAGAGUGAGUGUGGGGUCUACGGAGGGGACGGCGCUCAAUGAGAUCUCGACGCGUAGCUAGCGCAGGGAGUUUCGGAGAAGGGACGGGCGGCUGCAGAGAGAAAAGGAGAAGCGCCCACUGUUCUUCUUCUUCGCUGGACUUUCUUUCGGUUUCUGCUGCCCGCACCGCCGCGCCCGCGCCGCCGCGCGCCGCCUCGCCUGUUGUGCGCACCCAACCACGACGACCCGACGCUGCUCCUCCGCCACUGCUUGCUGCCGUCCACCUGCAUCUCGCCCUCUGCCCGCCAGACACCGCCGACUCCAUCCUUCCGACGAUCAGAGGACGUAGACGUUGUAGCAACCCUCUGCUGCCUUCCUGCUCCCGGCGAGUUCCGAAUGCUGCUGCCGCUGUAGUCCCGUGCCUCCGCUCUCGCAUCCUGCAGAUCGAAGCUUCGAGCGACGCCUGCAACUCCCCCACCGCCGCUGCUGUCUCGCGGUCGCCGGAGCUCCGAACACCGUCGCUGUUGCAGCCCUCAGCCUGCUCGUCGCCGCACCACCGCAGCACCUUCAUCCGUCUCCUGCAGCAACCCGCGCCCGACGCCAGCAACCCGCACCACCUUCACGCCGGUCGCAGCGCAUCUCCGCCCGACGCCUGCACCCGCAGCCGCGCCUCUGCUCGUCGCCACCACCGCAGCAACCGUUGCAGCAGCCCGCCUGAACGCCGUCGCUGCUGCUGCCCGCGCCGCUGCCUCUCAGUCCGCCAAGCACCACCAGCCACGACGCCCCCGCUGUCCUGAGCUCGCUGACUCAACACCGGCUUGCUCGCUGCCCCGCCGAGUCCACCAGCUCUCCCUUCUGAGUUGCUGAGCCUGAGCUGCCUCCACAAAGCCCACAACAGAUUGACCAAGAGCUGCUGUUGCAUUCCUACCGCCCGCUAUUCUCACUCGUGUCCGAACCAAGUCGGCUCCACAAGCUUUAUUGCAGGAUCUUUGGUCGCGAGCCCGCUGCCACUAAGCUGACCCCAACGCAAAUCGUGUUCGUGAACCUUUGCCGCCGGUCUCGUUUUGGAAACGAAUUAUCUAAAUUAGAUUGUCUCGCUGCCCUUGGUCUACACCAGUCUGAGUCUGGGUCACUCUUCUUUGCCUAUCUUUGACAGAGAGCGGGGGCCACUUGUCUUAAAUUCUUCAGAACAACAAACUGGGUUUCUCGAUAGAGGCAGAGGUUGGGUCAAUCGAAAAUGCUAGAUCUUCUUAUGGGUAUUGUAAUGCAAAAUAUCGGUUUGGAAUUAGAUUGAAGGGGGCUCUAUUGAAACUGGUUUUGCAGGAUUGAAUCAAUGGAAGGGGACCCUGUGGAACUGGAGUGGAAUAUGACUGAGUAUGGUGAUUCUAGUAACUAUAAGGAAGAAACCGUGAAGAACCUAGUGGUGUAGAGAGGAAAGGGUUGUGGUUCGUAUAUGGGUUUUUGGUUUUUCUAAACGGGAAUCUGGGAAAGGAGGAGGUUAGGGUUCUGAAAUCGGCUUACCAGAUCUAAAGUGCUCUCAAGGCCAUCUUGGGUGAGUGGCAACUCCAGCAUCAUGGUGGUUGUAGGGAGCAAUUUGCGCUAAACGCCAUUGAAGAAAAAGGGGAAACUCUGCCCUAAUGGGAGAGAGGAGCUCUCGGGGAGAGAGAUUAUUAAAGCCAUAAUUUGUUCCAUUUGACUAUGGAAAAAUGUUGAUUGCUGACCGAAAUUCUUCAAAAUUUAGAUCGUAAAAUUUGUUGCGACU
This is a messenger RNA of Eucalyptus grandis, 1758 nucleotides long. RefSeq lists its product as uncharacterized. The transcript is spliced from 2 exons. The record is from RefSeq and is a predicted model, not a curated record. NCBI's taxonomy places the organism in Eukaryota, Viridiplantae, Streptophyta, Magnoliopsida, Myrtales, Myrtaceae. Bases 56 to 793 code for a protein of 245 amino acids.